CGGAAUGCAUCUCCGGUCCGGGACGAUCUUGCCUACCGGCGGCGCGCAGGAUUCUUCGCACGAGCAGGCUGACCAGCUGCUGGCACAGCAGCUGAACACAUUUCAGCGUGUCGCUGAGUUGUGCAACACGGUCAUGGACCGCAUGGGCACUCGCGCCGGCGAACCACAGCUCCUACCGCCGGCCACGCUACCCACGUACACGGGUUACGACGACCCGAAAUCAGUGGCUGAUUUCCUAGAGGAAAUGGACAGGUAUGUCAGAGCGACCGGUGCCUCGGAAGCGCACGUGAUGGCUCGAAUCCUGCCGUUGGCUUUACGGGAUGCCGCAGGACGGUGGUGGAGGCUACAAGCGCCUUUCACCACUUGGGCAGAAUUUGAACAGCGCUUCCGAGAGGAAUUUCUGCCCCCUGGGUACGAGCUGCGAGUCCAGCGUGAGCUCGAACUAAGAACCCAGCAUCCGGACGAAAGUUUGCUCGAGUACGUCCGGACGAUGCAGGAACUGCAUCGCCGAGCAGCACCGACUGCCUCGGAAAGGGACCAAGUAGCUCGGGUCAUUCGACAGAGUCAUCCCAGAUUCAGGCCACUUCUUUAUGGGCGCACAUUCGAAACCCUUGAGCACCUCGCACGGGAGGCCCGCGGUGUACAAGACGCCCUGUUAGCUGAGAGCACUUACGUGCCACCGCCAGCGCCGCAAUCUGCUCUUGAGCCGUCACUGGCUUGGCGCGCCCCCGCAGCCAGUCCCUCAUGCGACCCGACGAGCCCAGACGAGGGGCUCACACUCGACUUUCCUGCAAGAGGCUACCGCCUUCACGGACAGUCCGAGACAACACCCUUUGCGGAGAAUAUAGACUUCGGGCCUGUACCAAGACACGCGGAAGGCGUGGCAGCCAUGCACACCACCCUGCCGUCAGCAGUCAUGCAGUCCCUCAGCAACUUCACGGGAACGAACCACCAACGGAAGCAGCUAGAGGCCGUGUUGACACCGUUCUCGGGAAUGUUUACGGAACGUCCUGGGAAGACCGACGUCCUAGUACAUCGCAUCAAUACCGGCGACGCCCGACCAUGGCGUUGCAACCCGAGACCGUUGAGCCAGCACAAGCGAGCCGUUCUCGAUAAAGCCCUGGACGAAAUGAUCGACACAGGAGCCACUCAGCAGCUGAUGAACAAAGAUAUGCCUCACCAGGGCUUGGCCGCCCAGUCACCCACACCACCAAGCAAGUGGUACAACCUGCGUCCCCGGUGA
Messenger RNA from Rhipicephalus sanguineus (brown dog tick), 1243 nucleotides. RefSeq lists its product as uncharacterized. The transcript has 3 exons. Bases 5 to 1243 code for a protein of 412 amino acids. The record is from RefSeq and is a predicted model, not a curated record. Lineage: Eukaryota; Metazoa; Arthropoda; Arachnida; Ixodida; Ixodidae.